Melopsittacus undulatus (budgerigar) is the source of this 388-nucleotide messenger RNA. RefSeq names its product ribosomal protein S28 (gene RPS28). The transcript has 4 exons. Gene Ontology annotation, cellular component: cytosolic small ribosomal subunit; ribosome. Gene Ontology annotation, molecular function: structural constituent of ribosome. NCBI's taxonomy places the organism in Eukaryota, Metazoa, Chordata, Aves, Psittaciformes, Psittaculidae. The record is from RefSeq and is a predicted model, not a curated record. Gene Ontology annotation, biological process: ribosomal small subunit assembly; maturation of SSU-rRNA; translation. Bases 50 to 259 code for a protein of 69 amino acids.
CAUAUAAAGGGAGUGAGGGGGAACUCCGCCUCUUUCGUGUGGAGCCGCCAUGGACACGAGUCGGGUGCAGCCCAUCAAGCUGGCCAGGGUGACCAAAGUGCUGGGCCGGACCGGUUCCCAGGGGCAAUGCACACAGGUGCGUGUGGAGUUCAUGGAUGACACGAGCCGCUCCAUCAUCCGCAAUGUCAAGGGGCCGGUGCGAGAGGGUGACGUCCUUACGCUGCUGGAGUCAGAGCGUGAGGCCCGGCGGCUGCGGUGAGCUGGUGAUGAAGGCUGAUGGCAUGUGCUUGGGGUGGCCGGUUGCUAUCUGCUUGGCCACACGCAGGCCAGGGAUGGAGAGGAGUGUGGCAGCUCUGUUGCUUCAAUAAAGGUCUCCCUUUACCCUGUG